AUGCUGAGAUUUUUCUUAAACUUAACAACUAUACUCUUAUCUUUAAGCUUAUUUAAUCAAGCUUAUGGUAUUAGAGUAGAACCAAGAGUAACCGAAACUCUAGAUGUUACAGCAAAGGAAAACAUUAGCGAGAGUCAAGUAUGUGUGUUAAAAACUUUAAAACAGUUGGUAUUGUCCAAUGGAAGAAUCCCACCUAAAAUCACCAAAAAAAGAAUUAACCAGGCUGUAUUACUAUGCAAGGAGAAAAUAAAUACAACUGUAUCUUCCACUAUAGCUGAAGAAACCAUAUUCAUGACUUUAGGCCAAUACGGGCAUCUGUCUGAAAUAGAUACAACCAAAGCUUUAAAAUUUAUAAAUGAAAUUCAAAAAGAAUCAAAAACUACUGUUGGAUCUUAUACACGUAUGUAUAAGUUAAGUCAAAAUAGUCAUUUCUGUAAAUUGUAUGAAGAUUUCAUCUUAUCUGCUUAUCCAAAUGAGUAUUUUAUUUCAUUUCUUCCAGAAGAUGGAGAGAGAUGUCAAGAGUUACUUAAGAGAUUAAAACAAAACUCUUUUUAUUCUUACUGGAGUCAAGGAGGAGUCGUGGCAGAUCAGGCCCAACCAAUUAUUGAUGAUAAUGUUUCAAAUGAUCCAAUUAAAACUAGGGAAACCGUUAUAAAUAAUAUUUUCCAGAAUCCUCAAGUUCAAGAAACUCAAGCUCAAGAAGUACAUAAAUCUGAUAAUAAGACUCAACAGACCAAUCUAGUAGAUGAAAAAAGGUAUGAGGAAUAUAUCUCUGCUAGGUCAGAAAUUGAAAAUAUGGAGUUAGAAGUCGAUCAAGAUUCUGGAUGUUGUUCUUCCUGUUCCUGUGGUAAGAAAAAAACUGAGAAAGAAGAUAAAAAUCUCCAAAAAAUGGUGGAUAACUCCAUGACAGAAGAAGAGUUAGAGCUGAUGAGGCUUGAGAAGGAACUAGAAAAACCAAAAUCGGCUUGCUGUUCUUGUUGUACUUCUAGCAAGAAAAAGAAUAAUAAUAAGGAACAAAAAGAUCAAGAAAAUAAAACAAAUGAAUCUUUGGAUGACGUUGUUGGUGUUGAUACUAACUUGAGGAAAUCAGAAACAGAAGAAAAUAAACAAAAGAACUCUCGCUGUUGUUCAUGCAGCAGUUCCAGUAAGAAGAAUAGUAAGAAACCAAAAGAGGAUGAUUAUAAUAUAAAGGACGAGGAAACAGACAGGAAUGGUGAGCAAAACUUUAGAAACCCGGAGGACUCUGUAUCUGAAGAGAAAGAGUCAAAGUCUAAAAGCCUUAAAAAGAAUAUGGAUUUAGAAUUAUUAGGUUGCUGCUCUUGUUGUUGCUGCAGCAAGAAAGGAAAGGAGAAGGAAAAGGGUGAGGAAGAAAAAAAGAGCAGGAAAUUGUCAGAGUUUGAAGAAGAGUCCAAUCAAGGUCUUGAGGAACAAGAAGAACCAAACAAGGUCAAGAAGGACAGUAAGAACAAAAAAGACAAAAAAGACAAAAAAAACAAAAAAAACAAAAAAGAUAAGAAAGGUAAGGAUAAAGACAAGGAAAAAACCGAAGAUAGUGAAUUAAAUGCAAGAAUCCUUGCGGGAAAUUCCUUGAUUGAAGAGGAGUUCGAAAAAGACGAAAAUUCAGGCUGUUGUUCAAACUCCAGUAGUAGCAAAAGAAGUAAAAAUACCAAAAAUGAGCUAAGGGAGUUAGAAGAGUUAGAAAUGAAACUAGAGGAGGAGGAAAGGAGGCUAGCACAGCAAAAAAUGAGGCAACAGAGUUAG
This is a messenger RNA of Cryptosporidium ubiquitum, 1761 nucleotides long. RefSeq lists its product as uncharacterized. The record is from RefSeq and is a predicted model, not a curated record. The transcript has a single exon. NCBI's taxonomy places the organism in Eukaryota, Apicomplexa, Conoidasida, Eucoccidiorida, Cryptosporidiidae. Bases 1 to 1761 code for a protein of 586 amino acids.